Messenger RNA from Gallus gallus (chicken), 2355 nucleotides. It is a transcript of the gene IFNKL1, whose product is annotated as interferon kappa-like 1. NCBI's taxonomy places the organism in Eukaryota, Metazoa, Chordata, Aves, Galliformes, Phasianidae. Gene Ontology annotation, molecular function: cytokine activity; type I interferon receptor binding. Gene Ontology annotation, biological process: natural killer cell activation involved in immune response; humoral immune response; T cell activation involved in immune response. The record is from RefSeq and is a predicted model, not a curated record. Gene Ontology annotation, cellular component: extracellular region. Bases 1392 to 2060 code for a protein of 222 amino acids. The transcript has 2 exons.
UGGUUGAGUCACCAUCACUGGAUGUGUUUAAGAGCCGUUUGGAUGUGAUGCUCAGAGAUAUGAUUUAGCGGAGGGUUGUUAGAGUUAAGGUACUGUGGUUAGGCUACGGUUGGACUUGAUGAUCUUUGAGGUCCUUUCCAACCUGAGUAAUUCUAUGAUUCUAUGAUUCUAUAUGUGGUCAUAUAUGACCAUUUGACCACCCUGACCUUUAUGGCUAAAGAAAGGAAAUGGCUGAAUUUUAGGGAAUUUUUGUCUUUUCUUUCCAUUUAGUGCCAGUAUUCUGACACGUGCUUUACUGGCAUCGACGUUAAUUAUUACUUAGUUGCUGAUACUAAAAAUCAUAUUUGUUUCAAUGUUAGUAUUUGUAUUCUCAUGGCGCUUACAGUCUCGGAGUGAGAUCAAGCACCAUUUAAUUACCACAAUAUACGUGCAUAUAUAAAUAUAUAUUUAUAUACAAUGUAUCUGUAUAUUGUGUAUAGUAUACAUACAUAAUAUAUAUAUAUUUAUAGACAAUAUAUGUAUUUGUAUACGUAUAUAUAUGUAUAUGUAUAUAAUAUUAAAAAUACAUAUGUGUACAAUAUAUAUUAUAUAAACACAUAUGUACAAUAUAUAUAUUUAUAUACAUAUAUUGUUAUAUUAAUAUGAAUACACAUACAUUUACAGAUAUACAUACAUUUAAAAUAUGUAGGUUGUUAUGAAAGUAAUGCCUUCUAUUUAUUCCCAUGGAAACUACAACAGAUACAAAGAACACGAUAAUACUAUUCAAGAGAGCAAAUUCUCAGCUACAAAACAGUAUUUUUCAGUGUAGUCACCAUCGUUAGGUAUGCAUUUGCACUCAUAAAAAUCUACAUGGCCACCCAGAGCAUGGCUUGUCUUUCAUGUUGCUGUCAACAAAUGGACAUCAGAAUUAAAGAUGAGGGGAAUGAAAGUAAUUUCCCUGAAUGAAAAUAGAUAGACAAAGCUCAGCUGAACUGUGGGAGUAUAAACCCACAGGAGUGGGUUUAUAAGGAGACAACAUGACAUUAAUAUUCAGCAGGUCCUCAACUUUUCAUUCACAGUGCUAUGUUUCAACAAUGUUAUCCCACUGCUAAGCUAUUUAGAAACUAAAGAUAUUUCUGUAUGUUUUUCUUUUGAAUUCUUUGUAUAAUACUGUAGAAUUUUUGAAGAAGAGGGAAUUGAUGAUCUAAGAUACACAUUCUAACAUUCAGCUGAAAUCAAAAGAGAGUGGCAUAGAAAAAAAAAGACAAUGAAGUCAUAAAGCAGAAAAUGAAAGCAGUAACUGUAAAAGUGUGCACCAGGGGGAAAACCUUUAAAACGAAAAAAUGAUGAAAGAAAACUUCUCCCACAGAAUAAUUAAAUUUCAAGAGGAGCCUUUUCAUAGGAGCCUAUGAAUGACCUUCAAAGUAAACCAGCCUAUCACUUGGGAUAUAUAUAGGAAAGGAGGAGCACAGCAGCUUAUCUUUACCAUGUACGCUUUUGGCUUUAUACAAAUUGGCUUCAUUCUGCUAUGCACCAUCACCAUCUCAAGUCUUACCUGUAAUCACCUUCCUUUACAGCAAAGAAGAGUGAUUGAGAGCAGCCUGCAACUUUUGGACAAAAUGGGCAGAAGGUUUCCUCAACAGUGUCUAAGAGAGAAAAUGUCCUUCAGAUUUCCUGAGCAGGUUCUAAAACCCAGACAGAAAGAAACUGUUAAAGUAGCCAUUGAAGAGAUCUUGCAACACAUCUUCUAUAUCUUUAGCAAAAAUCUGACUCUAGCUGCGUGGGAUGGGGCAGCUCUGGAACAAUUCCAGAACGGACUCUAUCAGCAAAUUGAGAAAUUGGAGGCGUGCAUAAUCAAGAAGCAGACUCAAUAUUUUUGGAGUAAAGAAGUCAACAGGCUGAAACUGAAAAAGUAUUUCCAAAAGAUAGACUCUUUUCUUAAAGAGAAGCAACACAACCUGUGUUCCUGGGAGAUCAGCCGUGCAGAAAUGAGGAGAUGUCUUCAAUUGAUUGAUAAAGUCAUAAGGAAGCUUUACAAGGUAGACAUACUCUCCUCUCUGCCAGUUAUGGAUGCAAGCUAAAGGAAAUGAUGACAGCUAUAGGUAUCAGGUCUGAAGCUGAAAUACCGCAAAGAAAACCUGCUAACAACGCUACCAUGAUCCAGCACAACCAGAAAGACCAAGGGUGAGAUCCCACCAAAAAAAAACUACAGCUGAAGGAGAUUUUCAUGUGCUUUGUAACUAACAGCACUUGGAAUAGUUCCACUGCCAGACUGUUGGAAAUCUGAUUUCCUGCUUGUUUGUUUUUUUUUGCACAAACUGCUUGUUUGUUUUUUGCACUUCUGCAAGCCUGUACAAUAAAAGGACAUUCAGUCUA